Molecule: messenger RNA, 732 nt
Organism: Olea europaea var. sylvestris
Lineage: Eukaryota; Viridiplantae; Streptophyta; Magnoliopsida; Lamiales; Oleaceae
Product: calmodulin-like protein 1
Exons: 1
Coding region: 25-582 (185 amino acids)
Molecular function (GO): calcium ion binding
Source: RefSeq, a predicted model, not a curated record
UGCUCUAGAGAUAGCCAAAGAAAGAUGUCAAAACUGAGUUUUCUUGACAUGCAAUACUACCUCUCAAAGAAAACAUUCUUGCAGAAACCCUCAAGAAUGUUUUCAAGAGACUUACAAAACUUCGGUUUAUUGCCAAUUCCAUCGCCAACUUCAGAAGAGCUGAGGCAAGUAUUCGACAGAUUUGAUAUCAACAAAGAUGGCAAAAUUUCGCCGCACGAAUAUAAAACAAUAUUAAAAGCCAUUGGGAACAGAGACUUCAUUACGAAAGAAGUGCAGAAGAUAUUCGAGGUCGCAGAUUUGGAUGGCGAUGGAUUCAUAGAUUUUAACGAGUUCAUGGAAGCGUAUAAGAAGGCAGGCGGAGUGAAGAAGACUGAUUUGCAGAUCGCAUUUCGUGCAUUUGACAAGGACAGUAAUGGGAAAAUAACGGCCGAGGAAGUUAAAGAGUUACUGCAUAAGCUCGGGGAAAGCUGUAGCUUAAGAGAUUGCCGGAGGAUGGUGAGAGCUGUGGACACUAAUGGAGAUGGUGUCAUUGAUUUUGAUGAGUUCAUGACCAUGAUGACCCGUAAUAUGAGUUUUCAUUAAGGGAUGCAAACUGUCGAGUCAAUUUACAAACUCUUACAAACACAGUCGGAAACUGUGAUAUUAGUUCUUCAUGCAUGCGUGGUGCGUGUUUAGUGUUAUUCGAGUUUUACAAACUCGGUGAUGUAUGAUAAGACAAAGUCAAGGUGUAAA